CAGCUACCUGUCCCUGUCACCCUGACACUUCGCUGUCAGGGCUGCGGCGAGGGGGACCUGCAGAGCUUGCCUUUCUCAGCGCGAUCGGCGUUAGCUUUCCUUAUUAGAGAGGUGUUCAGGGGAGGGCGGGAGAGAGGAAGGGGAUCUUUGCCCACUCUUGAUUCGCUUCGGAGUUUUGAAGCCAGCUCCCCAAAGACUCUCCAGCGGUGUCGUCCUGCCCAUAUCCCCAUGUCUCCGUUUGACCGCUGACUUUCGGCCGCUGGACUUUUUCGUUUGAGCCUUCGGGAGGAUACCGGGGCGGCUCGACUCGAGGACUCGGGGAGGGUUGCUUCAGGGCUGUGCGCGUCCUCUGGCUCUGCCCGAGGCGGCCACGGCGGGGCAACUCCACGCCUAGAGCGCGACCGAAAGCGGGAGGCAGCCACUGGGGCUCGGUGGGGCGGGAGCCCGAGAGUCGUAGGCGGCGCGCUCCCCUGUCCAUGAACUGCAUGAAAGGCCCGCCGCACUUGGAGCACCGAGCAGCAGGGACCAAGCUGUCGGCCGCCUCCUCGUCCUCCUCUUCCUGUCACCAUCCCCAGCCGCUGGCUAUGGCUUCGGUCCUGGCUCCCGGGCAGCCCCGCUCCCUGGACUCUUCCAAGCACAGGCUGGAGGUGCACACCAUCUCCGACACCUCCAGCCCCGAGGCCGCAGAGAAAGAUAAGAGCCAGCAGGGGAAGAAUGAAGACGUGGGCGCCGAGGACCCGUCCAAGAAGAAGCGACAACGGCGGCAGCGGACUCACUUCACCAGCCAGCAGCUGCAGGAGCUGGAGGCCACGUUCCAGAGGAACCGCUACCCGGACAUGUCCACGCGCGAAGAAAUCGCCGUGUGGACCAACCUCACAGAAGCCCGAGUCCGGGUUUGGUUCAAGAAUCGCAGGGCCAAAUGGAGAAAGCGAGAGCGCAACCAACAGGCCGAGCUGUGCAAGAAUGGCUUCGGGCCGCAGUUUAACGGGCUCAUGCAACCCUAUGACGACAUGUACCCGGGCUAUUCGUACAACAACUGGGCGGCCAAGGGCCUUACAUCAGCCUCCCUGUCCACCAAGAGCUUCCCCUUCUUCAACUCCAUGAACGUCAACCCCCUGUCUUCGCAGAGCAUGUUCUCCCCGCCCAACUCCAUCUCAUCCAUGAGCAUGUCGUCCAGCAUGGUGCCCUCAGCGGUGACAGGCGUUCCGGGCUCCAGCCUCAACAGUCUGAAUAACUUGAACAACCUGAGCAGCCCGUCGCUGAAUUCCGCAGUGCCGACGCCGGCCUGUCCUUAUGCGCCGCCGACUCCUCCGUACGUUUAUCGGGACACUUGUAACUCGAGCCUGGCCAGCCUGAGACUGAAAGCAAAGCAGCACUCCAGCUUUGGCUACGCCAGCGUGCAGAACCCGGCGUCCAACCUGAGUGCUUGCCAGUAUGCCGUGGACCGGCCUGUGUGAGCUGCGCCCACAGCGGCAGGAUCCUAGGACAGUGCUGGAUGGGGCAACUCCAACCUUGAAAGACUGGGAAUCAUGCUAGAAAGUCGUGGGCACUAAAGACAUCUAAAGAGAUAGAGAAAGGAAACCACUGAGUUAAAGAACAGCUCCUUUGAUUUCAAAGGAAUUUCCUCAGCGCCUGACAUCUUUCACAGUUGCAAGGACACACAUGUAUGUAUGUAUGUGUGUGUGUGUAUAUGUAUGUAUAUAUGUAUAUACACACACACACAUACACAAAUGUUUGACUGGAUAUGACAUUUUAACAUUACUAUAAGCUUGUUAUUUUUUAAGUUUAGCAUUGUUAACAUUAAAAUGACUGAAAGGAUGUAUAUAUAUCGAAAUGUCAAAUUAAUUUUAUAAAAGCAGUUGUUAGUAAUAUCACAACAGUGUUUUUAAAGGUUAGGCUUUAAAAUAAAGCAUGUUAUACAGAAGCGAUUGGGAUUUUUCGCUUGCGAGCAAGGGAAUGUAUAUACUAAAUGCCACACUGUAUGUUUCUAACAUAUUAUUAUAAAAAAAUGUGUGAAUAUCAGUUUUAGAAUAGUUUCUCUGGUGGAUGCAAUGAUGUUUCUGAAACUGCUAUGUACAACCUCCCCUGUGUAUAACAUUUCGUACAAUAUUAUUGUUUUACUUUUCAGCAAAUAUGAAAAAAAUGUGUUUUAUUUCAUGGGAGUAAAAUAUACUGCAUACAAAUUGGUCUGGAUUCUUUCUGCCCUCUGUCGCCUGCCCAGGGCUUCUCAGCCACUGCUUCCUAAACCAAACAGUCCCCUCUGCCUGCCCAGUUAAACACACAAGGCAGCAGUACUUAAAUUUGGUAGAAAUAAAUUGUAGUCAUUCAUCAGAAACUUAAAAAAAAAAAAAAGCACUCCCAGAAAAAACACUGCAAAGUGUCUGGUCUUGUCUCUCAGAUUUUUCUUUGGCUUAAACCCAGAGGAUCCCAUUACUGCAAGCAAAUAAUAUAAGAAAGAAAGGAGAAAGAAAGUAAGCCAGCUUGGAAUGACUCUCAAGUUUACUUCUUGAGGGGAAAAACCUGCACCUCCAGUAAAUUGUUCUGGAGAAGUAUGUGUGUAUGUAUACAUGUACAGUUUAUAUACAUUCCUCUCAAGAGGAAUAUAUCUCUAAUAAGUUUACAAGGAAACACCUCCAGUUCAAAAUAUUUAGGCCUCACGUUUAUCUUUCAGGCUUAAGUAGAGAGAUCCUUCAUGUUAUAUUGCAUUACUAUUUCCAAAUCCUUUUGGGACAUUAAAAGAAACAAAGACCAUUUCUAAGAACCACAACCCUUCAGUUUCUCAAAGAGCCCAGAGGUUGAGAGGUUAGAGUGGAGUUUCCUGAAUCUUGUCGAGUAAUAUGUAGUUGAGGCAAAGGUCAUGCGCCCCAUGUUUAGUUUUAAAUAAUAUUGACCCAUUAAUUCUAAACCUGCUUGUUCCUGAAAUUAUACAGGAUUAUAGUUUGCAAACUGCUGGACAAUGAAGCAAAUCAAGAUGAAUUACAGCCCUGGCCCUCCCUCCCAUCCUUUGACAUCUAAACUGGGAAUGAGGUCUGUCUGAGUGUUCAAAACAACCUUAAGCACCCGCUCCUCUGUUGGUGGCUUUCAG
Molecule: messenger RNA, 3085 nt
Organism: Loxodonta africana (African savanna elephant)
Lineage: Eukaryota; Metazoa; Chordata; Mammalia; Proboscidea; Elephantidae
Gene: PITX2
Product: paired like homeodomain 2
Exons: 3
Coding region: 477-1457 (326 amino acids)
Biological process (GO): regulation of transcription by RNA polymerase II; anatomical structure morphogenesis
Cellular component (GO): nucleus
Molecular function (GO): DNA-binding transcription factor activity, RNA polymerase II-specific; RNA polymerase II cis-regulatory region sequence-specific DNA binding
Source: RefSeq, a predicted model, not a curated record